AGCUUAACGUGGUGGGUAGAGAACAAAUGCUGCAAGCUCAAACAUAGAUAGGCAUUGCAUGCUGCUUUCUCCUUUUAUCUGUUCCUUGGCUGUAUCCUAGAAGAGAGUAAUGCGUACAUGGGCAUCGGAUAUUCUAGAGACUUUCUCUCCAAUCUGUCGACAAUCUCAUCGAUUAUUCCUUGUAUGUUGGCGUUCUGUUUGCUACCUAUAUCAGGCGCUGAAGGAUACUUUGUUCGAGGAAGGUUAUCAAUAGAUGCGUGGGCUAUAGUACGAUGUGUGCUUUGGUACUACUACGCCAUUAUGAAGCUUUUGAAGUACCUACUAAAACAGCCUCAAAUCUUAAACCGCCCAUGCGUUUCAAGAGAGAGACGCCCAGGUGUAAGGUAGAUUAAAGAAAUAUAUUAUAAGAUAGGCCUCCAC
Messenger RNA from Trichoderma harzianum CBS 226.95, 420 nucleotides. RefSeq lists its product as hypothetical. NCBI's taxonomy places the organism in Eukaryota, Fungi, Ascomycota, Sordariomycetes, Hypocreales, Hypocreaceae. The record is from RefSeq and is a predicted model, not a curated record. The transcript has a single exon. Bases 118 to 387 code for a protein of 89 amino acids.